AUGAGACCUCAUUUCAAAACCAAAAAUUCUUCCUAUGCAGAUUUUCAUCGUCAUGCUUCAUCUUACGAUUAUUAUAAAGUGAAAACAAUGAAUAGUAUGAAAUUUCAAAAUAUGUCAACAUUAUCAUGUAUACAAAUAAUUACUAUCGUUUCUCAACAAUUUAUUAUUUAUUCCAGUUUCAUUAUUUUAAUUCUGGGACUUGUUGGAAAUAUCCUAAACAUUAUUACUUUCACUUCUUUAAAAAUCUUCCGCAAUAAUCAAUGUAUAUUUUAUAUAAUUGUUGCAUCAAUUGUUGAUUGUGGUACAUUAUUAAUCGAAUUUAUUACUCGAAUUCAACUUAAUAUUUAUGAUUAUGAUUUAACGAAUAUAUCACUUGUCUGGUGUAAGAUAAGACCAAUGAUAUUUCAUACAUGUAUGAUGAUAUCAUUAACAACAGUAUGUUUUUCAUCUUUUGAUCAAUAUUUAUCAACAAGUCAUUAUUAUCGUUUGAGACAAAUGAGUUCAUUGACAUUAUCUAAACGAUUAACUUUUAUAAAUAUUUCCUUUUGGAUUAUAUACAGUAUUCCUUUCGGAAUAUUCUAUCAAAUUACAUCGGUAACUGGCUGUACUAUAUUAAAUCAAGGUUUUAAAUUUUAUUUUUCAUUUAUUCAUUUAUCGAUUUUAAAUGGUGUCAUUCCUCUUAUAACUGCAUCAGUUUUUAGUAUACUUUCGUAUCGAAAUGUUCGUCAUAUAAUUCGACUUCAAAUACCAAUUGUGAGACGAAGACUUGAUCGACAACUUACUGCAAUGGUUUUAAUACGUGUUUUAUACUUAUUCAUUGUUUCGAUUCCUUUUGGACUUUUUUUUAUAUAUACUCUAAAUACAUCCAAUAAUACAAAUGAUUCACUUCGAAUUGCUGUGGAACAAUUAAUCACCAAUAUUACUAGUACUUUUUAUUAUCUCAAUUAUGCCGGUUCAUUCUAUUUAUAUUGUUUCUCAUCAAAUCGAUUUCGACGACAAAUAAACUAUUUAUUAUUCAAGAAAAUUUGGCAAAAUUUUUAUAAAAAGAUAUUGUUCAAAACAACUGUACAACGUAAUCAAAUUGUUCCAAUAUCUAAAAUUUCUAAUUUCAAGUGA
This is a messenger RNA of Adineta steineri, 1116 nucleotides long. The record is from the annotation of a GenBank genome assembly. Lineage: Eukaryota; Metazoa; Rotifera; Eurotatoria; Adinetida; Adinetidae.